Molecule: messenger RNA, 3350 nt
Organism: Triticum aestivum (bread wheat)
Lineage: Eukaryota; Viridiplantae; Streptophyta; Magnoliopsida; Poales; Poaceae
Exons: 2
Coding region: 767-3238 (823 amino acids)
Molecular function (GO): nucleic acid binding; zinc ion binding
Source: RefSeq, a predicted model, not a curated record
UGGAAGGGACCUUUACCCAAGGUAUGUUUGCCGAAGCUCACUGUGUUUGAUCUGAUCCGACCGGAUGCGUGGGUUACGGUUAAGAGGAAGAAAGGACGGAGGUUGUUGUCCCGGAAUGUGCGUCCGCCGGCGCCGGCCAUGGAGGCCACGGCGACCGAGAUUCGAUCGACGAGGGCGACCGCGCUCGCUCAGCUGCUUGGUGCGGCCGGGCUGGAUAGGGAGCCUUCGGGCCUCGUUGCCAAUGGGCCGGACAAUAAUGGGUAUGAGGCCCAUUAUGUCUAUCAAGGCCGGUCCGUUGAGUGUUUUCUGCCAUGCACGUCCGAUCCUUCGAUCGUCCCAGCGCAGUCGGUACGUGCCGCUAGGGUUCAUCGCCAGGGGAGUCGUGGUUUCCCGCAGUGUGGAUCGGGCAGGGCGAGGAGGAUCCCGCCGCUGCUAAUGGCUGGACGUGGAGCGGGACCCCCUCCUGCUGCGAGUACCGCGGGGGGGGGGGGGGGCUGGAAGGGCUCGACCGCCGCCGCCCCAUGCGUCGGGACGGGGCGCACCGCCGGCCGGACAGCAGCCGCCGGCACUUGCGCCGGGUGCUGCAGGUCGUGGAGGCGCUCUCCAGCCGCGGCAGCAGCUGGGCGCUCCGGGAGUUCGGGCUCCUGAGGCGCAGCCAACGACGGCUGGCCGGGCAGCGCAUAGACCCCCGGUGCCAUCUCAUGCUGCUGGGGUCGGCCGGGGAGGCCCUCGCCCUCCGCCGCCGGCGGCGCCGGCUCCUGGGUCGAUGACGACUGGUAUGGUUAAUACUGGCCGUGGAGCUCCUCGCCCUGCACCGCCGGUGGUGCCGGCUCGUAACGCGUCGGCGGCGGGGAUGGCUGCUCUGAGGGCCGAGACGCCGGGGGCCACGGUGGCUGCCGGUGUCGCUGCUGAUCCGGUGGCGGCAACUACCGGGGGUCAGCGUGCACCCCCGCCACACCUUGCGGUUCGUCAGGCGCAGAAUCGUUCGGGGCAGAAUCAGGUUCAGAGUAAUCAGAGUAAUACCAGUGGGAGACCGACUGAUGCACCUCGAGGCAAGUGGGGUGAUGACGGGUUUGAUGCGUAUGGAGUAGGCCAGCAUCGGGGCUCAUCUUCAGCGGGAGGAGGUCGGGGUUAUGCUUGGCAGAGUGACGGGUCUGCAGAGAGACCGUUCCUGGGGCCGGCUGGAGGCUUCGUUGAGGGGGCCUCAGGACCUGAUAACAGGCACAGAGGAGGUUAUCGCGGAUACCGUGGUCGUGGUGGAGGCCGCGGAAGGUUCCGCCGGCCGCCUCCCCCUAGACAUGUUGACUCUGACGGGGCGGCGAUGGAGACUGAUCAGACACCACAGGAGCUACCUCCCCAGGCGAUGGAGGUGGUGAAUGCACUUGCGGUUGCUGAGGUUCCUGGGAUUGCGAAGGAGGCUGAGGUGGUUCAAGUGGCUGAUUCUGAGAGGGCAUCCAAGUACGCUCGGAAGAAAGAGAGAAUGCUUUGUUACCGGUGCGGAGAGAAGGGGCACUUCAUCGCGGAGUGUGUGGCCCAGCUGUGCGAAUCCUGUGGUAAGCCUGCGCAUGCUUCAGGGGAUUGUCCUUUGCUGAGGGACCAUAUUCCAGCUCUUACUGUAUAUGGUGUGUACUGUGCGGAGCUGAUGUUCUUCGAGUCAGCGGCUGCGAGGGAGAUCCCAGCUGAUACACAGAGCCUUACUUCUGGUUUGGUCAAGGUGACACAGGGAGAUGUCUCCCAGGCUCAGAUUGUGCAGAGACUUCAGGAGUUGGCUCCGGGUGAUUUUCAGUGGGACCUCGUACCCGUUGAGGAUAGAGUAUUCAGAGUGGAGUUUCCUUCGAUUGAGGACUUGCAGCGUUUGUUGAGCUUUGGGAUGUGUAAGGUGCCAGGCACCAAAGGUAUUUUGGAGUUCCACGAGUGGAAGAAAGUUGAGCCUAAGGGGAAGCCUCUUACUCAGGUGUGGCUGCGUUUCUCGGGGGCACCGUCUGAGGCUCUUUCUGAUGUGCGUGUGGUGGCUAGUUUGGGGAUUAUGGUUGGUAAGACGGAGAAAGUGGAUAUGGCGUUCACUAGAGCUCAGGGGGUGGCUCGACUGCGAGUUAGCAUUCUGGAUAUUGAGUAUGUCCCGGACGUCAUCAACUGGACCUAUAGAGGCGAGGUGUUUCCACUUGAUAUUGAGUUUGAGGAUGCAGAGUUGUUUGCUGAGGUUGCUGCUGGCACUGACGUGGAUAUGCACGAUGGGGGUGAUGAUACAGGUGCUCCCAGGGAGCAGGCGGAUGAGGCAGCACAGGAGCCCAAUGGAUCGGGGCCUGCUGCUCAGGAGCCGGAGAACGGAGCCGGGAUGGAGCAGUCCCCGGCUUCGUCUUUGCCUCAUAACUCACUGCGGUUUGGAUCUUUUCUGCCGUCGUCGGCGCCUCCUCGUCUGUGGAGUGAUCGGGUUGACUCUGACGAUGCGUUCGAGCAUUCGCUACCGGUCUUGGACUUUGGGCGGUCACCCCGGCAGUCGGCCAGCUUCAGUGCCCGUGUUGUUCAAGAGGUGGAGCCUCAGGAGUCGCCAGGGCGAUCUAGGUCUUCGGUUUCCUCGCGGAGGGGAGGGGCGUCUGGGCAGGUGGCCACGACUCCCUCUCAUUCUUCUGUUUCACAGCAGGCGGCGCAGGUACCUGUGUCCAGCCGGGGCGACAUAUCUUUGGGGCAGGAGGCCCUGGAGGUCCGUCUCGCGGGAGCCUCGUUGGUGGUGGGGUCGCCGGAGGUGCUAGGCAGGCGUCAGGGGCAGGUGGCCCCUGACCCUCUAGUACCGACGGCGGUCCUGCAGGUGGAGCGCACGGCUGCCACGGCGUCGGCUGGGGGGGUCGGACUAGGGCAGGAGGCCCUGGUGCCAACUCCGUCAGGCAUCUCCACAUCUCCUACGCGGUCCCCCUCUCCCAGACCUACUCCGGGAGCCGCUACUCGGGAGGAGGUGAUCGCGUUCGGAGGGAUCCGAGACCCUGCUUCCGAGGGGAGGCGGACGAGCUCUCGUCUCCAGGACCUUCCGGAGGUUGAUGAUUUGCAGCAGAGGUGCGCUAUGCGGGCGGCCAAGCUGCGUGAUGUGGAGAGCACAACAGGUUAUCUUCCGAGCAACGGCUCUUAUCCGUUCCUGGUCGCUACUCACUCCGACGGAGGCCAGGGAGCUUUUGGUUACUGCUGCUAUCCGAUGGGAGAUGGUAGCUCGGGAUAUAUUCAGCCGGUUUGGAUGGCGGUCGUGUAACAGGAUAGGCAAUUAGUUUACCUGUCUAUUUUGGAGCCAAACGGCUGUGAUGUAUAAGUGCUUUGGCUAGCUUGUGUAUCUAGCCUUCGGGCUCUGUGUGAGCCUUUUCUUA